UUGCUGAACCACUACUUUCUCGGCUAUAUAAGGGGAGCUUAGACCCUCCCCAUUUUCGCCGUCUCAUCCAUUUCUCUUGCAUCGCUCUACUCCUCACUCUCUCUCUCUCUUUCUUUCGAUCUCAUCUCCAAUGGCCUCGGGAAAGAUCAAGAUCGGCAUCAACGGGUUCGGAAGGAUCGGAAGGCUGGUGGCGAGAGUCGCUCUCCAGAGCGACGAUGUGGAGCUCGUCGCGGUCAACGAUCCCUUCAUCACCACGGAUUACAUGACAUACAUGUUUAAGUACGAUACAGUGCACGGAACGUGGAAGCACCAUGACAUCCAGGUUAAGGAUUCAAAGACCCUUCUCUUUGGUGAGAAGGCAGUUACCGUUUUUGGUGUUAGGAACCCCGAUGAGAUCCCAUGGGGCGAGACUGGUGCCGAAUAUAUCGUGGAGUCCACUGGCGUCUUCACUGAUAAGGACAAGGCUGCUGCGCACCUGAAGGGUGGUGCCAAGAAGGUCAUCAUCUCUGCUCCUAGCAAAGAUGCCCCUAUGUUUGUUGUUGGUGUGAAUGAGAAUGAGUACAAACCUGACAUCAACAUUGUCUCCAAUGCCAGCUGCACAACUAACUGUCUUGCUCCCCUUGCCAAGGUCAUUCAUGAUAGAUUUGGCAUUGUCGAAGGCCUGAUGACAACAGUGCACUCUAUCACUGCCACUCAAAAGACUGUUGAUGGGCCAUCUAGCAAGGACUGGAGAGGUGGACGAGCUGCAGGUUUUAACAUCAUUCCCAGCAGCACUGGUGCUGCAAAGGCUGUUGGCAAGGUGCUUCCUGCUUUGAAUGGCAAGUUGACUGGUAUGGCUUUCCGUAUUCCUACUGUUGAUGUCUCCGUCGUGGAUCUCACCGUCAGGCUUGAGAAGGCAGCCUCCUACGAGCAGAUUAAGUCCGCUAUCAAGGAAGAGUCUGAGGGAAAACUUAAAGGAAUUCUAGGUUAUGUAGACGAGGACUUGGUUUCCUCAGACUUUGUGGGUGACAGCAGGUCAAGCAUCUUUGAUGCCAGGGCUGGAAUUGCUUUGAAUAACAACUUUGUCAAGUUUGUGUCUUGGUACGACAACGAGUGGGGCUACAGCACGCGUGUUGUUGACUUAAUCCGUCACAUGCACGGCACCAAGUAAGAAUCAUCUCUCCAUUCAGCGGUUCUGUUUGCCAGCCUUUAGUGGUAUGUGUGUUUAUCUCGUGAAUAAAUGUGGAGGACAUGAUCUUCCUUUUCCAUUGUAUCCUAUUUGGGGCAUGAGCUGCCUCAUUUUUAUUUGAGAUUUGAGAAUUUAGAUGUCGGGGAAAACCCAGCUUCAAUUGGGACGGAAUUUGAAGUUUGUCUUCGGCCAUCUUUCUUUUUAACUUUUGAAGCAUAGAUGCUCCUCUUUCAGAGUAGCUGCAGUUGCUGGAUGCUUCUAAUAUAUAACUGUUUGAAUUGUCUAACCCUUCUCUUGUUGUGAUGGGUAUGAUUGUCUAAUGUUGGGAUCAGUGUUUGCUAGCAAUAAUAAGUCAUUCCCUUGUGAACUUCGAUACAA
Molecule: messenger RNA, 1546 nt
Organism: Ananas comosus (pineapple)
Lineage: Eukaryota; Viridiplantae; Streptophyta; Magnoliopsida; Poales; Bromeliaceae
Product: glyceraldehyde-3-phosphate dehydrogenase 2, cytosolic-like
Exons: 12
Coding region: 131-1150 (339 amino acids)
Biological process (GO): glucose metabolic process
Molecular function (GO): NADP binding; oxidoreductase activity, acting on the aldehyde or oxo group of donors, NAD or NADP as acceptor; NAD binding
Source: RefSeq, a predicted model, not a curated record